Messenger RNA from Nanorana parkeri, 3231 nucleotides. RefSeq names its product eukaryotic translation initiation factor 4E nuclear import factor 1 (gene EIF4ENIF1). Lineage: Eukaryota; Metazoa; Chordata; Amphibia; Anura; Dicroglossidae. Gene Ontology annotation, cellular component: cytoplasm; nucleus. Gene Ontology annotation, molecular function: mRNA binding. Bases 226 to 3111 code for a protein of 961 amino acids. The record is from RefSeq and is a predicted model, not a curated record. Gene Ontology annotation, biological process: negative regulation of translation. The transcript has 19 exons.
UCUGGCUGACACGCCUCCUCUACGUCGACAAGUGACGUAUGACGCCCGGGGUCCUUUUGACGUAGCCGAUUUUCGGUGCCUGACUAGAACGGUAGCUGGCCAUUACAAAUCGGCGUAGCGUAAAGCGGAAGCCAGCGAAGGCCCCGAAGCUCCCAGCGGAGAGCAGACCGGCGAGGAGAGGGGAGCCGCGGGGCCGGUUUGUUGUGGAUAUCUGGACUUGUUGGGAUGGAUCACAAGGAGGACCCAGACAUCAGAGAAUCUUUUGCCAACAUCAAGAAGGCCCCUCGAAGCAAAUUCCCUCACAGAUACUCCAAGGAAGAACUUCUGGACAUUAAGGAACUACCACACUCUAGACAGAGGCCAUCUUGUUUACUUGACAAAUAUGACAGCGAUGGCGUUUGGGACCCUGAAAAAUGGCAUGCGUCUCUAUACCCAAAUUCUGGACGCAGCUCUCCUGUUGACUCUUCAAGAAAAGACAUUGAUGCCGAAAGAACUUCUCUGAAACGUCGGAUAGCAGACCCAAGGGAACGAGUGAAGGAAGAUGACCUUGAUGUGGUUCUCAGUCCACAACGGAGGAGCUUUGGGGGUGGUUGUCACGUUACUGCUGCAGUUGGUUCACGCCGAUCUGGAAGUCCACUUGAUAACAAGGAAAAUGAGAGCUUGCGACUUAUUGGUGGGCGAAGAAUUGGAAGUGGCCGCAUCAUAGGAGCUAGAGGCUUUGAACGUGAUCUACGAGAACCUCGUGAGACAAGAGAAAAGGAGUACAAAGAUAAGCGUUUCCGGAGAGAAUAUGGUGAUAGUAAGAGAGUGUUUGGUGAGCGCAAGAGGAAUGAUUCUUAUACAGAAGAGGAGCCGGAAUGGUUUUCUGGUGGUCCUACUAGCCAGUCUGAAACAAUAGAGCUCACUGGGUUUGAUGAUAAAAUUCUGGAGGAAGAUCAUAAAGGAAGAAAAAGGACACGAAAGCGACCCUCUUUUGUGAAGGAAGGAUUUGAAUGUAAUGGUGGUGUCUUGGAGGAGGAAGAACCGGCUGCUCUUCAAAGAGAAACGGCUGACCAGGAAGUGCCUCAAGAGGCUGUUCUCCCAGAACCAGCCCCGGGAGAGUUUGACUUCAAUGAGUUCUUUAACUUAGACAAGUCUGUGCCUGGCCUGGCAUCGAUGAUUGAGGAUGUACUUGGGGAAGGAUCAAUGACUGCCAGCAGGUUUAGCAGAUGGUUCUCAAGUAACAGCCAUUCUGGGAGUCGUUCCAGCAGUCUGAGGUCCACCCCUCAUGAAGAACUGGAAAGGCUAGCAGGCUUGGAACAAGUCCUACCCUCUCUUGGACAGAACUCUGGAAAUUAUUUUGCUCCUAUUCAAUUUGAAGAAAAUGCUGACAAAGUUGACAUCUUGGAGAUGUUCCAGAAAGCCAAAUUGGAUAUAAAGCCUUUGUUGUCAAACCUCACUGCAAACAAAGAAAAGCUACGGGAGAGCAAGCAUUCUGGGGUGGCAUUGUCAGUGGAACAAGUUGAAGCUGGACUUAAAGGUUUGAAAGUAGAGCAAGAGAACAAGAUUGCAACUCCGUUUAUGGCUGAACAGCUGGAGGAGACUUUGACUGCUGUGACUGGUUCAAGGAAAACACAGAAGGAUGGUGAUAUGUCUGCUUUUAACAAACUUGUAAGCAGCAUGAAGGCAAGUGGGACGCUGCCUUCACAACCCAAAGUCAAUCGGUCCCUAGAUGGCCAUUUGAUGCCCUCUUCUGAUGUCACAGGUCCUUCUUCUCUCCAGAGGAAUAUUCUUCAGGAGCUUCUUGGUCCUCCCAUUCCUGAUCCGUCCUCUAGUGUCCUCAAUAAUAUUAUGGGGACUCUGGAUCCUACAGUGUCUAUGCUACGGCAAAGGACACCUUCUCCUCAGAUGUCACAAGUGUUCCCCACACGUGCCUCCUCUGCAGAUUACCUUCGAAACCGAGUACCUUCUCCGCUAGGUUUUCCCUCUAGCCCUCAACAGCUUCUUGGAGAACAGUUUCCCACUAGAAUGCUUAAGGCUGAUAGCCCAGUCAUGGCACAGAUUAGUUCAUUGGAAAUGCAACAAGCUGUGAUGGAUGGUUUAGUGCCACCUGAACUAGCUUUCCAAGCUGCUAACUACUUCCACCCAGUCUAUGGCAAAAUGCAAAUGGAGAAAAACAGAGAUGGGUUCCGUAACAGGUUGCAAAGGUUAAACAAAUCUCCAGUAGGUCAUCUUCGAGGGUCAUCUGUGUCUCCAGGACCUAGUGCCCCUGUUACUAGUAUGCUUUCUCCAUCCUUUACACCUACCUCAGUGAUCCGCAAAAUGUAUGAAAGCAAAGAGAAGUGCAAAGAUGACCCUGUGGGAAAACAGAAUGCUCAUGGGAAAGAGGAGGGACGAAGAGGACAAGAAGAUGGAGCAUUAACUAGUCCAGUAUCUGACCAUGUCCAAGGCACUUCUCCUCCACUGCUGGGACAAAGAUUUCCAGCAUCUCAACGUUCUGGCUGCACCCCACCAUUACCCCACCAGAAUCGCUACACCAAAGACCAGGACUAUCGUCCCAAAUCUACUGGGAGGCAAACUCCUACUAUGACAUCACAGGUGCCUGGAGCUUCCUUCCUACGCCCUCUCCACCAGGUACCUGUUGCGCCAGUUGUUCGACCAUCCCAUCAGUUGCAUCCAGGGUUGGUGCAAAAGAUGCUGGCACAGGGAGUUCCUCCACAACAUCUGUCGCUCUUACAGGCAGGACUGCUGCCUCCUGGUAUUGACUUGUCUGCUCUUCAUGCUCUUUCACCAUCUGUCCUUGGUCAACCCUUUUACCCACUGGCACCUACAGGGCACCCACUUCUCAAUCAGCGCCCUACAAACCCUCUACAACUUGCAAUGAUGCAGCAGUCCGUGCAUCGUUUUAUUUUUCCCCCCCCAGCAUCUGGCACACACAACUUCUCUGGCAUGCACGCGUCGUCACAAGGUUUGUCAAACCGGCCCAAUGUGCAUAUAAUGGAUCAGCGUCCUCAGAGGAGUUCUUCUCCUGUUGGAUUGGCUAAAUGGUUCGGAUCUGAUGUUCUCCAGCAACCCUUGCCCUCUAUGCCCGCUAAAGUGAUCAGUGUGGAUGAGCUUGAAUACAGACAGUGAAGUGGAGCCGGACGAUCUGGUGAUGAACAGUCUGAUCCCUUCCAGGCAGAGAAUGGCUGGUGUCUUGUACCCGGAGACGCAUCUACUCAACUCUGUUUUUGUUUAGAUAUGGGCCGUGAA